Messenger RNA from Heterobasidion irregulare TC 32-1, 747 nucleotides. RefSeq lists its product as uncharacterized. The record is from RefSeq and is a predicted model, not a curated record. The transcript is spliced from 2 exons. NCBI's taxonomy places the organism in Eukaryota, Fungi, Basidiomycota, Agaricomycetes, Russulales, Bondarzewiaceae. The coding region runs from base 1 to 747 and encodes 248 amino acids.
AUGUCGUCCGACGGAUCCCCUUACCUCUCAUCUGUUGAUAACACCCUCGUCGACAAACGAAUGUCGCUCCCCAGUUACCUCCGCUCCCCCACCGUGUCAGAAGUAGGAGACUUUGAGGCUACAUUCGUUAGAGAAGAAACUCGCAUGCUCAGCAUGAGAGAACAAGAGGAUCAAAUGGAGGAAGUAGCCAGGAGAGAAACUUACCUCACAACCCCCGUCGCAUACAUGAUGGGACUUAUCGAGGGGACGCCUAACACAGAGUUUGUGUCAGGACCGACUAGACCGGAGAUUCAGAGGGCAUUAGAGAUCUUGGAAGAGGAAAGGAGUUUUGUUCGACACGCACAGCGAGCCUUGCAGAUCCGAGAGGGCACGAUCAUCACCCGUAUUAAUGCUGGAGAGCGAAAACUCAUGGGCUUGCAGAACCUUCGAGACUCCUUUCAUCCUGCCGACGACCCCACUCCCUCUACCGAGUAUCACAUGCCUACCACGGCUGUGGUAUCUCGUGCCUCGUCUUCGGCCUCAAAUGGCGCUCCGCUUCGCCCAAUGCCGGGGACUUACCCUACAAGGACUGACAGGGAGCGAGACGUAUAUCGGUUCACACAAGUCUCCCCCCGCUAUCACAUCACCCCCGCACGACUCGGCCUCAUUCGCCCUUCGACACGAACCCAACCUCCUCUUCCCUUCACUGAAUACGACUCUAGCAAGUCCGACACCGCGCCCGUUAUACUCCGCCCUCGUGGAGCUUAG